Molecule: messenger RNA, 1517 nt
Organism: Cyprinodon tularosa
Lineage: Eukaryota; Metazoa; Chordata; Actinopteri; Cyprinodontiformes; Cyprinodontidae
Product: D-amino-acid oxidase-like
Exons: 11
Coding region: 200-1237 (345 amino acids)
Molecular function (GO): FAD binding; D-amino-acid oxidase activity
Source: RefSeq, a predicted model, not a curated record
AACGCAGCACUUCACACUUGAACGGCUCCCAGCUCCGCCCACCACAAUGUGACAGAUGGAGCCUUGAACGCAGCACACCACACUUGAAAAGCUCCAAGCUCCGCCCACCUCAAUGUGACAGAUGGAGGCGUAGAAAUGGUGUUCAGUCAAUGAUUAGAAGUUAACACUGAGCAGUAGUAACUCGAGCUUAAGAGCAAAGAUGCGGGUGGCAGUGGUUGGAGCUGGAGUCAUUGGUCUGUCAACAGCUCAGAGCAUCUAUGAGCAGUACCACUCCACUGUUAGCCCACUGAUCAUUGAAGUCUAUGCAGACUGCUUUACCCCUCUGACCACCAGUGAUGGAGCUGCUGGCUUCUGGCAGCCUUACCUCUAUGAUAAGGGCAACAUUCAGGAGACAAAAUGGAAUAAGGAAACGUUUGACUAUCUGCUAAAUUGGCUCAGCUCACCUGAGGCUGUAAAAAUGGGUAUAUUCCUCCAAUCAGGCUACAACCUCUGCACUGAACCUCUUCCAGAACCCUCGUUUAAGGACAUCGUCCUGGGCUUUAGACAGCUCACAGAGCGAGAGCUGCGAAUGUUUCCUGGAUACAAGUAUGGCUGGUUCAACACAGCUCUCAUGGUGGAAGGUAAAACAUACUUACCAUGGCUGACCAACUGGUUAAAAGAAAGGGGUGUUCAAUUCUAUCACAGAAAAAUAAAGUCCUUUGAAGAGCUUUCUGAUCUUGGGGCGGAUGUUAUAGUAAACUGCACAGGGGUGAGAUCUGGGGAGCUGCAGCCAGACCCAGACCUUAGACCAGGACGUGGCCAGAUAGUUAAGGUGGAUGCCCCAUGGCUGAAGCACUGGAUCAUCACCCACAGUACUAAAACUGGAGUGUACAAUUCACCAUAUAUCAUCCCAGGGAGCCGUCUUGUGACUGUAGGAGGAGUUUUCCAGCUGGGAAACUGGAGUGAGCAGAACAACUCCACCGACCAUAAGAACAUCUGGGAAAAUGCAUGUCAGCUUGAGCCGAGUCUCAAGCAUGCCAGGAUUGUAGAGGACUGGGCCGGCCUCAGACCUGUUCGCAGCAAAGUUCGACUGGAGCGUGAGACUAUUCAGUCUGGUGCUUCCCCAAUCGAGGUGAUACACAACUACGGCCAUGGUGGUUUUGGGCUUACCAUUCACAGAGGCUGUGCUGAAGAGGCAGCAAGGCUGUUUGGCCAGAUCGUGGAACAGAAGGGCAAACGUCCAAAAGCUCGGCUGUAGUGUUGAGGUCAGCAGCAGCAGCAAUCACAGUUUUUUACACCAGUACUCCUGGUGCUUUCAACAAACCUAACAUGUCUUUUUUCUUUGUCUGAGCACUACUGACACCAAUGUAACCCAAGAUGCCUUAGAUUAAUAUUAAGUUUGAAUGAUUUACCUGAGCAAUGAAAAUAUGUCAAUGAUUUAUGUCUAUGUAAAUUUAGUUUGUAGUAAAUGCAUUGAUUCUAACUGAUGAUGUAGCUUUAUUCAUUUUUAUAAAUAAUAAAAAAACAUGACUCCAUAA